AUGCCCUCUCUUCAUGACUUCACGGACAUUGCCAACACCACUACCACCAAUACUGUGCCUGUGGAGACGAAUACUCCCCUUACACCAAAGGAUAUUGGCAGUAUCGUCGGCGGAGUAGUCAUCUUUCUCGCGGCCAUCAGCCUCGUGCACAUCCUCGCAUACUCCCGCCUCCGCGCCAGGGUGCUCGACCUCGCGGGGACCGUCCACGCGCAUCUCGACGCGUGCGCACGUCACUUCGCGCUCCCCCGCGGGGAGGGGCGCGGGGACACGCGCGCCAUUGGUAGUACCACUACCAAGUUUCGUGUCCCCCCGGCCAAAGCUGCGUCCGAUCUCAAGGAUACACUCAUCUCACCUGGAGAAGUCUCGCCCUUGACGGGUCUCGGCUGA
Molecule: messenger RNA, 387 nt
Organism: Epithele typhae
Lineage: Eukaryota; Fungi; Basidiomycota; Agaricomycetes; Polyporales; Epitheliaceae
Exons: 4
Coding region: 1-387 (128 amino acids)
Source: RefSeq, a predicted model, not a curated record